AUGGCAUCUUCAUCUUUGGCAAGUCCGCUCUGUAAUCAGGCACAGUCUCCUCUGCUCCAUUCAUCAGUCUCUUCUUCUUCUUCUUCAAAGAGAGCCGACCAUUGGCCCAGCAAUAGAAGGAAAACUCUUAUUGGUCCAUGCAGCGGCGGCUCAUCUAGCUGCAAAGACAGUGAUUCGGUUUCUUCAUUUUGUGGAUCACGAUUUCAAGGCUCGAUGACUUCCUGCUUAGCUUUUGAGCCACGUAAUGACUACCGUUCCUUUAAAAAUGGUAGCAGUUUCCGUCAAAAUGGCAGCUCCUCGUCUUUUUUUGAAUCAAAACAUGUUUCCUUCAACAAUGAUCGUAAGCACCGGAGGAUUGAUCGAGGAGCCGCCCGUUCUGAGGAAGCCAUGGCUAUAGCAGUGCAACCUGCUAGAGAAAUCAGGACAAAGCAGAAACUUCCCAUGAAGCAAAGAAGGGUUGUUGUGACUGGGAUGGGAGUGGUAACUCCACUUGGCCACGACCCUGAUGUCUUCUAUAACAAUUUGCUUGAGGGUGCCAGUGGUAUAAGUGAAAUCGAGGCCUUUGACUGUGCUCAGUUUCCGACCAGAAUUGCUGGGGAGAUCAAAUCUUUAUCAACUGAUGGAUGGGUUGCACCAAAACUUUCCAAGAGGAUGGAUAAGUUCAUGCUUUAUAUGCUUAUUGCUGGAAAGAAAGCCUUGGAAGAUGGUGGAGUAACUGAAGAUGUAAUGGAUGAAUUAGAUAAAGAGAAAUGUGGAGUUUUGAUUGGUUCAGCAAUGGGUGGUAUGAAGGUAAAUUCUGUAGUCUCUAGUUUAUAA
Molecule: messenger RNA, 816 nt
Organism: Hibiscus syriacus
Lineage: Eukaryota; Viridiplantae; Streptophyta; Magnoliopsida; Malvales; Malvaceae
Product: 3-oxoacyl-[acyl-carrier-protein] synthase II, chloroplastic-like
Exons: 3
Coding region: 1-816 (271 amino acids)
Biological process (GO): fatty acid biosynthetic process
Cellular component (GO): chloroplast stroma
Molecular function (GO): 3-oxoacyl-[acyl-carrier-protein] synthase activity
Source: RefSeq, a predicted model, not a curated record